AGAAUCGAUAGAAUCCAAAUCUCCUGAAAAUGGUGGUGUCACUGAAUGAUAUUCGUCUUUAUCUUUCCCAGGGGACUUAUGUCAAACACCAGCAGGCUUCGAAGCGGAGUGUUAGGGCCGCUGCUGGGAACUUCUGUCUUCGUGAAGAGGUCCUGUACCAUGGGAACAGAAGGGUCAUUUGGACAGAGGAGGAGAAAGUGGCUGUGUUAACCGAAGCCCAUGCAGGCUAUUUUGGACCACGGAGGAUGCAAGCGAAGAUUGCUCCCCGGUUUUAUUGGCGGUCCAUCACACAGGACACAUUGGAUUGGGUGAGCAAGCUCCUAGAAGGAAGAUAUUUGCUUUUAAUUUUUAUUUUUAGUUGAAACACUCAGGUGCGCGCAUGUCCUGACUGCCAGCACUUUGAAAAGUUAAAGACCGAGGCGCCUGAGCUGAAGCCCGUCAAGGUCGUAUCACCUUGGUACAUGGUUGGCCUUUAGGGACAUUUUCUUUACUCAUGGUUUGCCUGAAGUUAUCCUCACUGACCAGGGCACUGAAUUCAAGAAAGAGAGUUAUGGAGGUUAUUCCAAACAAUAUGGUUAGGCUGGAGACCCUGGAUGGAAAGCCCAAGCAUAUGAUGACCCCGUAUGCAUCACUGAAACCUCUGCGCCCGAGGACUCACCCUGGCUGGCCAAAGGAUUCCCCUUCAGCCCCUGUGCUUCCAGGAGAUGCUGAAAUGCUGACUUCAUCAUCGGAGGAGGAAACUGAGUGUCAUUGUUUCACGGACCAUACAUAUGCUGGCCCCGCAUCACCCUGGAAAAAGGAGCUGCACCCCGACCAGAAACAACUGCUCGAGUAUGUUUUGGCCUGCGAUCGUCCAGCUAUGGAACUGAUCGUUAAAGAGGGAGGGGUGUGUUUAACCCGAGAAGAGUUUUGGUCUCUCGGGUUGUCCAGAGACAUGGACUCCACGGAUGGGAAAUGCUUGCCUCCAGCUGGUUCAGGAAGCUGCUCAGAGACAUGGCAAAGAUGUCUUCAUUGCCAACAUGUAUAUUGUACCAACGUGGAAGCACAAAGACGUCGAUCCAAUGUCAAGCCUUCCAAGGGAUGCACAUCUAAAGGAUGCACUCCUCUUCCCAGCGUGGAGCAAGCACAACAUUACCUUCUCUGUCUGGAGCUGCAGGCACCUCUGCUAACCCCUCUGCUGGCAGCAUGCUCAGACACGCCUCUGCUCGUGCUGAGCACAACACGCCCACACAGCAACAAGCCUGCAAGCAAUCAAUGAUCAGCGCACCUGGACUUGACGAGGGGGAGCGGCAUAAAGACCAGCGGACCUGAGGAACCUUUGCCAGAACGUCGCUCCGUGAUCGUGCCUUGUCACUCCAUACCCAUCCGGAUUCCUGACUGCUCUCCCUGAUCCACGGCCUCCCUGCUCGGAACCAGACCACUAGUGAUGGGUUGAUGAGGCCUCAUUAAGCGUUUCGACACAUUGCAAAACUGUAUUGUAGUGAUGGGUUGAUGAGGCCUCAUGAAGCGUUUCGACACAUUGCAAAACUGUAUUGAUACUGUGUCGAUACUGUGUCACUAAAUACUGACAUCUGCUGGACAUUAAAAAUCCCUACAGGCAACCUAUGGACCGACUCAACUGACACUGAUUUUAUGACCUAGUAUAUACAAUAAUAUAAACCAAGUCAUUGUAUUUCAUUUAGGAUUAUUUCAUAUCUUCAUUUAAAUAAAAAUAUAUUUUUAUCUUUUUUAGAUACAGUCAAAUAAUGUGAACAUGUA
Molecule: messenger RNA, 1758 nt
Organism: Entelurus aequoreus (snake pipefish)
Lineage: Eukaryota; Metazoa; Chordata; Actinopteri; Syngnathiformes; Syngnathidae
Exons: 12
Coding region: 494-1258 (254 amino acids)
Source: RefSeq, a predicted model, not a curated record